AAAAGCUGGCUGUCGGCAGAGGAGGAAAGUGACUCAUUUGUGUCCAAUUCUUUCUCCAUGGAUUUGAAGGAAAGUACCAGCGAGGGAAGUCUGGGGAGCCUCCAGCCCACCAGCCUCCAGAUUUUUGCCAACACCUCAACCCUACAUGGAAUCCGACACAUCUUUGUCUAUGGACCUAUGACUAUCCGCCGGGCCCUGUGGGCUCUAGCAUUCAUAGCUUCCCUGGGCAUUCUCUUGGUGGAGAGCUCUGAGCGGGUGAUCUACUACUUCUCCUACCAGCACGUCACCAAGGUGGACGAGGUCGUUGCCAACAACUUGGUCUUCCCAGCUGUCACCAUCUGCAACCUUAAUGGGUUCCGCUUCUCCCGCCUCACCACGAACGACUUGUACCAUGCUGGUGAUCUUUUGGCCUUGCUGGAUGUCAACCUGCAGAUCCUUCACCCUCACCUCGCCGACCCGGCAGUCCUGGCCACCCUUCGAGAAAAGACUAACUUUCAGCACCACCGGGCCAAAGUGUUUAGUAUGAGUGAGUUCCUGGGGCGUGUGGGCCAUGACAUGAAGGAGAUGUUGUUGUACUGCAAGUACCGAGGACAGGAGUGCAGCCACAAGAACUUCACCACUGUUUUUACGAAAUAUGGGAAGUGCUACAUGUUUAACUCAGGAGAAGAUGGGCAUCCUCUGUUGACUACAUUCAAGGGUGGGACAGGCAAUGGUCUGGAGAUAAUGCUAGAUAUUCAGCAGGAUGAGUACUUGCCAAUAUGGGGAGAAACAGAUGAAACAACUUUUGAAGCUGGAGUCAAAGUGCAGAUUCACAGUCAGUCUGAGCCACCGUUUGUUCAGGAGCUUGGGUUUGGCGUGGCACCUGGGUUCCAGACUUUUGUAGCCACGCAAGAGCAAAGGCUGACGUACCUUCCGCCUCCGUGGGGCGAGUGCCGCUCAUCAGACUUCGGCCUGGAUUUCUUUCCCAUUUACAGCAUCACUGCUUGCAGGAUUGAUUGUGAGACCCGAUAUGUGGUGGAGAACUGCAACUGCAAAAUGGUUCAUAUGCCAGGAGAUGCUCCAUUCUGCACACCAGAGCAAUAUAAAGAGUGUGCAGAACCUGCACUUGUGGUUCUUGGUGAAAAGGACAGCGGUUAUUGUGUGUGUCAAACGCCAUGCAACUUGACACGUUACAACAAGGAGCUCUCUAUGGUGAAGAUCCCCAGCAAGACCUCAGCCAAAUACCUAGAGAAGAAGUUCAAUAAAUCAGAAAAAUAUAUAUCUGAGAAUAUCCUUGUAUUGGAUAUAUUUUUUGAAGCCCUCAAUUAUGAGACUAUUGAGCAGAAGAAAGCAUAUGAAGUAGCAGCUUUACUGCGUGAUAUUGGAGGUCAGAUGGGCCUUUUUAUUGGUGCUAGUAUCCUCACCAUUCUGGAAAUAUUUGAUUAUAUUUAUGAGCUGCUCAAGGAGAAAUUGUUAGACCUCCUUGGCCAGGAGGAGGAGGAAGGAAGCCACGAUGAGAAUGUGAGCACGUGUGAGCCCUUGCCAAAUCACUCUGAUCCCAUCAGCCACACUGUGACAGUCCCCCUGCAGACAACGCUUGGGACGCUGGAAGAGAUUGCGUGCUGACCGCAUCCCCUCGGCACUAUCGAUGACCAAAUGGCAGAAACUCCCUCCCCGAAAGCCAGGGAAUCCUGCUCAGGUUCACCGCAUGGGGUAGGGGAAAUGACAGAGGAAUUCGCUAUGCAUUCAACUGUUCUCUUUUUCUCUCUUCUUGCCAAAAUCCAGCAAGGGACACCUUGGACUCAACUGCAUCACCCUCUGCACAUAGGGAUGGGAGGAGAGGAGGGGGAAGGGCGAGGCUCUCUCCACCAGCGGAAGCUGCGUCUCAAUUUUUGAACUGUACAGACCCAGUGACCACGGAACCAUCUUUUCAUAAAGACUGCUGAUGACUGUACAAAAGAAGCCUGCAUGCCAGUCCUUUUGAUGGCAAUACCUCCCUCUUUUUCUUUAUAAGCCGUGUCUCUGUCUUAAUUGUUUUUUUUUCCCCCACAACAGAAGAGAAGAUCACGGCACAACUGAUCCCCUCCCCUGACAAAACAAAAAGAGAGUUCACCCAUUACUUAAGAGCACCAUAGGUUGAGUUGACAGGGGUGUGUGUGUGGAGCGGGGGAAGCAGAGGUCCGACUCGAAAGGCCAUCAUUUCCCUUUUCUUUUUUUUUGUCUAAAUGUGCAACAGCGAAGUUUCGAAAUCCAGCUGGGAGGCCCUUGGAUAGGGCAGCUCAUUGGCAGCUAAGGUGAGCGGGCUCAAGCCAAGUGUCUUGCCUCAUUUACUGCCACUCACAGACCACCAUCACCAUACCUCCUCCUGCACAGGCACCCACAAACGCACCAGCCCUGCUGGCACUCAUCAGCCACAGCUACUGUCUCCAUUCAGACUGGCGUGUCAUACAGUGUGUGUGGUCUCAGGAUUUGGGAUGGGGGAGGCUGGGAUCAAGGGCCAAGCUGGCCUAGCCUGCUUCCUCAUUCUGAACAGUGCUAUUAAAGGUGGUUGUGUGGAAGAGGAUGGCUUGUGUCAUUUCUACUUAUUUCAACCUCCAGAGACGUUUGACCAGAUCUUGUGGGGAGGGACGUUUUCUGUUCCAGAAUUAUACACAUGUAACAAAUGUUUCCUUAAUUCCCCCAAAAUAGGACUGGCCAAACUGGGCAGCAGUGUCAAUAUCCCACACACACACAACUGUCCUUCUAAGUGCUCUGACCAGUCCCUCUGCCGGCAGACAAAGAUCGGUGUGCUGCUGUUCCCGCAUCCCUCCUCAAUCUAGCCUAAUGCACUGAGGUGUGGUAUGAAGGAUGUCCCCCUCCCUUGCCAUGUUGAAAUAAAAUCUAAUUGCCAAUCCAGUUGGCUUCU
Molecule: messenger RNA, 2884 nt
Organism: Pogona vitticeps (central bearded dragon)
Lineage: Eukaryota; Metazoa; Chordata; Lepidosauria; Squamata; Agamidae
Gene: ASIC2
Product: acid sensing ion channel subunit 2
Biological process (GO): sodium ion transmembrane transport
Cellular component (GO): plasma membrane
Molecular function (GO): ligand-gated sodium channel activity
Source: RefSeq, a predicted model, not a curated record